GAAGAGAUUUUCCAAAUUAUUUCUCAAUGGGUGAGCAGAGAACACUGUACAUAUACCCCAAGUGCGAACAAAAAGAUGCAGACUUUCUCUCCCUAUGCUUCAUGUUCUCUUCUUUUAAAAGCAUCGGUAGAUCUUGGAUUCUUCAACCACAUAGUAGCAGGAGUUGGUGGGCAGCAGUACUAGUCCUCUGCCACCCUCGUGCCUUUGCAUCUUCCAAGGCUCUCUAGACUCUUUUACGCGUUCGCUUCAAGCAUUGACCGAAGCAUAAAUCCAGCUACUUGUUCUUCUUGACCUGCUCUUGAUUUCUUCCCCCUCCUGCCUGUCUCUGUAGUGUUUCGAGUACUCAGAUUUGGUCAACAUGAAGCCAUGAACAAAGCUGGCACCUUUGUUACAGGAUCCUGACUUGAGACUGAAGGGGAGGGGCCUCUUCUCUCAGAUUAGUGAAAAAUGAAGCCACCUUUGGAAAGGAACCCCACCAAGAAGCGCCAUUCAUGGUGGUGGGACAGUCACAUUAGCCCCAAGAACUCGAAAUGGCUUGCAGAAAACCUGGAAGAAAUGGACAAGCAAGUGAAGGAAAUGGUGCAGCUGAUUGAGGAGGAUGGUGACUCCUUUGCGAAGAAAGCACAAAUGUAUUACCAGAGGCGUCCAAUGCUCAUCACCCAUGUCGAGAAUUUCUACCGCAUGUACCGCGCUUUAGCUGAGCGCUACGACAAUGUCACUGGUGAACUGCGCAAGAACAUCCCUUCAAGGCUGCAUUCGCCAGGAUCUUUAACCGGUUCCGAGUGUGGUUCUGAGUUGCAAAGGUCGCCCUCGCCGUCUCCCGAGCCACACAAGUCCUGGACAAGGGAACAGAGCCCUAGAGCUGCAGGCUUCGACUUCUUCCUGAGCAACAAGAGCUAUGAUUCGCCAUCCUCAAGGAAGGAGCCUGAGUCUGCUUCACAGUCAGAGUCUGAUGCCAAGUCUGAAGAUUGUGAGGAUGAUGGCAUUGCCUACACAUUGCAUCAGAGGGUUCUUGAGCUUGAGGAUGAGCUCAAUGUAGCGAACCAGAAAUUGCGUGAUGCAAACGAGAAGCUCGAGGUAUUCGAGGAGAAGAGCCUGAGGUGCCAUUGCGAUUGUAAAGAAAAUGGAAAUGGUGCUAAUUAUGCUACAAAAAUUGAAGACAUUGAGGGAGAGCUCAGGUCGACGAGGGAGAGGCUGCUGUCUUCACAAGAGGAGAUCAACAAUCUCCAAAGGAGCUUCGGAAAUCUGUCAGAAGAGCACUUUGGUCUGAUGAAGCAAAACAAGGAACUGGGGGCUGACAUUGUCAAUCUGAAGGAAGAAGUGGUUUCAGCUAGGCGGCGUUUCGACGACAAACUAUCCGAGAGCGAUGCCGAGAUCAGCAAAUACAGGCAAGAGCUUGCUGCCGCAUCCAAAAGGCUGCUGCAGGAGAAGUCCACCAACAGUGCAGAGGUAACCAAGCUGCAAGAAACGAUCCAGGGCACCAGGCGCAAGCUAGAGGAAGUUUCAGAAGAGAAAUCUCUAGUGGAGGACCUGGUGAAGGAGCUGGAGGAAGCCAAUGCUGAAGCAGAGAAGCAAAGGCAGGAGCUCAUCCAUGCCACUGAAAUGCUCUCGGAAGACAAGUUCAGACAUGAAGCUGAGAUCCUGACGAUGCAGCAGAGCAUCGAAGAUCUGAAACCGGAACUCGAGAGCAUCACGAAAGAGAAAUCGUUGCUGAGAUCGUGGUUCGCUGAUCUGGAGAGGGUCGUGGAGCGGGGAAGGAGCGUUGUCCAGGAAUAAACCCUGUUUUAUCGAAAAAAUUCAGUAGCUAGAAUUUAGCAAACAAGCAAUGGUAUCUUUUUUUCUUCUUUCUCUUCUUAAGAUAUAAACAUCAUGCAAACCUGAGAAAUCCUACCAUGGAUCCGUCAGUGUGGCCUCCUCUUGGAUAUUUGCUUGCCCUGUGACUCUGAGGUGAUGGAUGCUGGUGAUGUAUGUGCUGAUGCUGUGUGAGACAUUUUGCACUGGAUGCAUUUCCUUUGGCAAUAUGAAUGUCCCUGAUGAUGCAUUUGCAUGCAACAGCCUUCGACUCCUAAUGCUGCCGCCGUUGAUGUCCUCUUCGAGAGUUUGUUUGGAUUGGUUACAAUCUGCAAAGCAUCUACUGAUCCACAAGUAUCUUUUGACAUAAACUGUCAUUGUAUUGCAUGAUGUGUUCUGUUGUUGGACUCAUUUGAUUUCUUCCAUGUACUACUACAUAAAGACAGGAAUCUUACCUUAG
Brachypodium distachyon (stiff brome) is the source of this 2251-nucleotide messenger RNA. RefSeq names its product protein NETWORKED 4A. The transcript has 3 exons. The record is from RefSeq and is a predicted model, not a curated record. Gene Ontology annotation, cellular component: vacuolar membrane. Bases 448 to 1776 code for a protein of 442 amino acids. Gene Ontology annotation, molecular function: actin binding. NCBI's taxonomy places the organism in Eukaryota, Viridiplantae, Streptophyta, Magnoliopsida, Poales, Poaceae.